GCGCCAACUACAUGCAUGUCCCCCGGGGGCAAGUUCGACUUUGACGACGGGGGCUGCUACGUGGGGGGCUGGGAGGCGGGGCGGGCACAUGGCUACGGCGUGUGCACGGGGCCCGGCGCCCAGGGCGAGUACAGCGGCUGCUGGGCGCACGGCUUCGAGUCACUGGGCGUCUUCACGGGGCCCGGCGGACACAGCUACCAGGGCCACUGGCAGCAGGGCAAGCGCGAAGGGCUGGGCGUGGAGCGCAAGAGCCGCUGGACGUACCGCGGCGAGUGGCUGGGCGGGCUGAAGGGGCGCAGCGGCGUGUGGGAGAGCGUGUCGGGCCUGCGCUACGCCGGGCUCUGGAAGGACGGCUUCCAGGACGGCUACGGCACCGAGACCUACUCCGACGGAGGCACCUACCAGGGCCAGUGGCAGGCCGGGAAGCGCCACGGCUACGGGGUGCGCCAGAGUGUGCCCUACCAUCAGGCGGCGCUGCUGCGCUCGCCCCGCCGCACCUCCCUGGACUCCGGCCACAGCGACCCCCCGACACCGCCCCCACCCCUGCCCCUGCCGGGCGACGAGGGAGGCAGCCCGGCCUCAGGCUCCCGGGGCGGCUUCGUGCUGGCCGGUCCGGGGGACGCUGAAGGCGCGUCCACCCGCAAGCGCACUCCCGCGGCCGGCGGGUUCUUCCGCCGCUCGCUGCUGCUCAGCGGGCUCCGGGCUGGCGGGCGCCGCAGCUCCUUGGGCAGCAAGCGGGGCUCCCUGCGCAGCGAGGUGAGCAGUGAGGUGGGCAGCACAGGACCCCCGGGCUCCGAAGCCAGCGGGCCCCCGGCCCCAGCUCCGCCCGCCCUCAUUGAGGGCUCUGCCACUGAGGUGUAUGCGGGCGAAUGGCGCGCCGACCGGCGCAGCGGCUAUGGUGUGAGCCAGCGCUCCAACGGGCUGCGCUACGAGGGCGAGUGGCUGGGCAACCGGCGGCACGGCUACGGACGAACCACCCGCCCGGACGGCUCCCGCGAGGAGGGCAAGUACAAGCGCAACCGGCUGGUGCACGGGGGGCGCGUGCGCAGCCUCCUGCCUCUGGCCCUUCGGCGGGGCAAAGUCAAGGAGAAGGUGGACAGGGCUGUCGAAGGCGCCCGUCGAGCCGUGAGCGCUGCCCGCCAGCGUCAGGAGAUCGCCGCUGCCAGGGCGGCAGAUGCCCUUCUAAAGGCAGUGGCAGCCAGCAGCGUCGCUGAGAAGGCUGUGGAGGCAGCUCGAAUGGCCAAACUGAUAGCCCAGGACCUGCAACCCAUGUUAGAGGCCCCAGGCCGCAGACCCCGGCAAGACUCAGAAGGUUCCGACACAGAACCCUUGGAUGAGGACAGCCCUGGGGUAUACGAGAAUGGACUGACCCCCUCAGAGGGCUCCCCUGAACUGCCCAGCAGUCCUGCCUCCUCCCGCCAACCCUGGCGACCCCCUGCCCGCCGGAGCCCACUGCCUCCUGGAGGGGACCGGGGUCCCUUCUCCAGCCCCAAAGCUUGGCCUGAGGAGUGGGGGGGGCCAGGUGAGCAGGCAGAGGAACUAGCUGGCUAUGAGGCCGAGGAUGAGGCUGGGAUGCAGGGGCCAGGGCCCAGAGACGGUUCCCCACUCCUCGGAGGCUGCAGUGACAGCUCUGGAAGUCUUCGAGAGGAGGAAGGGGAAGACGAAGAGCCCUUGCCCCAGCUGAGAACCCCAGGGUGCUUGGAGCCUGAGCCCAUGGCCACGCCAGUCCUGAGGGGCCCAUUCUCAAGGGGUCCUGAAGCCGGGUGCCUGAUGGAAGAGUUUGAGGAGCCUGCUGCAACGGAGAGGCCCAUCCAGCCGGGAGCUGCCAACCCCCUGGUGGUGGGAGCCGUGGCCCUCCUGGACCUCAGCCUGGCGUUCCUGUUCUCCCAGCUCCUCACCUGAGGCUCCUGCCCAGCCUAGUUCUGGCUUCGGUUGCUGCCUCUUCACUUCUUUGACCUGCCUUUUUCUCUUUUCCUCCUCCUGGUUGUUUUUUUCUCCUCUCUUUCUUUCUCUUCUCCCUUCCCAUUCUUUUCUGUUCCCCCUUUGUUUUUGUCUUUUGCUUUUUCUUUCCAGCUGUCCUUUCAGAUUCUCUCAUUUAUUCUGGAUCUGUCUCUGUCUUCCUCACUCUCUUCCCCACCCUGCCCCACCUCUCUCUCUAGAUUGUUUACAUAUGAAGGGCUUUUCUCACUCAGAGUUGCUCUCUUCUCUGAGACACACAAAUCUAAGUCAGACCAUUGCCCCAUGUCCUCCCCGCCUUUUCUUUAGACCUGAACUUCUGUGAGGGUGGGGGUUUGGUAUCCUGAGGGGUCUCCCGGAAGCUGAGUGGGAAGGAAGAAGAAAAUGGAGAAGGGAUGACUGUAUACUGGGCAAGGCACUGGCUGAGCUGCUGUGGCUCCCUGACCCAAGGGGCCUGGUGUCCCUCUGAGGCCUAGUGGAAGAGCUGGAGGAGGUAUGGCCUCCAUCUCUGACCUUGGAGGAUCCGAUCUCACCUCCAAGCACUGAACUAGGUUCUUGCCUAACUCCAUCCUUCCCUGAAGGAGAUAGGGGAGAUGAAAAGUAGAAUGACUCCCUAGGAUCUCCCUCUUCCUUUCCUCAACAGCCAGCCUCUCGUCCAACCCCCCUAGGGUGGCAUGCCUUGUCAAGAGCAAUGUGUAAAGGAAAGAAAAUGUCUAACGCAGUCACGUCUACCCACUGACCUCUCCCACCCUCUUCUCCCCCCCCCUAAAAUUUAUUUGGUUGGUCUGGACUCACUUGUGGCCUUUGAUUAGACUUCUAAGGGGCCUGAAGAAGACAUUUCUAUUGCUGAGGGUUAGAGGCACUUGAGCUAGGACCCCACUCCCCAACUCUGGCAGUUGUGGUGUGCGGGUUGCAGGGAGGCAUUUUGGGGAACACAACCAGCCUAGGUAAGAGGAACUCAGAGCAGCAGAAGCUGUGACAAGUUUAGUAGUCUAAAUGGGUUAUAUCCCUUCCCCCCAUCACAUCAGGAUCUUGUGAAAUGGGAAAACAACAGAAAGAGGGAUCGAAGGAAGCCAAUCUCUCACACACUUUCCAGGCAGGGCAGAGGUGGCAGUCAAACCAGGGUGAGAGGUGGGUGGAGAGCCCUGUUUGAGAUUGUGGCUGAUCCCUGUUAAUAGCUUUCCCCUGGGGGCAGGAAGCCCUAGGAAGAGGGGUCCCCUCUGUAGGGUCCCCAGGGGAUCUUUCCUCCCUCCCCUGCAUGAGGCAGACGCAAGCUGCCUGCCAACCCCCUCCCUCAAGGAAUGGCCUUGCCUGGGAAUGCCCACCAUACAUACCCUCUUCUUUUUUUCUAGUCAAACUCUGUUUACUCCUUGGCCUGCCUCCCUCCCUCCCCUCUAAAUCUUUACUUCUGAUUUCUAUUUCAUGGAAUUUGGGAUUGAAGUUAAACUACAACAGUGCCGCUAACACCAAGUCUUGCAGGAAAAAAAUACAAAGAAAUUUAACAAAA
Molecule: messenger RNA, 3463 nt
Organism: Panthera uncia (snow leopard)
Lineage: Eukaryota; Metazoa; Chordata; Mammalia; Carnivora; Felidae
Gene: JPH4
Product: junctophilin 4
Biological process (GO): regulation of synaptic plasticity
Cellular component (GO): junctional membrane complex; plasma membrane; endoplasmic reticulum membrane
Source: RefSeq, a predicted model, not a curated record